This is a messenger RNA of Paramecium sonneborni, 434 nucleotides long. NCBI's taxonomy places the organism in Eukaryota, Ciliophora, Oligohymenophorea, Peniculida, Parameciidae. The record is from the annotation of a GenBank genome assembly.
AUGUUGUAAUAUGAUACAGACUUCGGCAAAAUUUUUUACUGUAUCUAUACACUUCAUAAAAGCCAAUUGAUUUGCUUAGAUCGAAAGUCCAAACUAAAGGGUUUUAUACUUUAUUCACAAUAGAUAUGCUUAUUACAUUCGAUGAUAAAAUGAUGGCUUUAUUAACUAGUCUCCCCUAAUUAAAUGAACACUAAGUUUAAGAACAUCUUCUCCUGAUUGCUGAUUCUUAAUAAGAUUCUAAUCCAAAUAUCGAUUUCGAAUUAUCUGAAGAAAACUUCUCUAUCAAGUCUUCUCAUACCUAACAAUAGUAAACAAGGGCUCUCAAACCAAAAUAAAUUAUUAUCGAAAAAAGCACUUUUAAAUUAGUUAAUAAAACAUAAUUACAAUAUACUGCAAGAUCUUCUAAAAGAACAGCCACAUAAAAACUAACAUGA